Molecule: messenger RNA, 1116 nt
Organism: Zasmidium cellare ATCC 36951
Lineage: Eukaryota; Fungi; Ascomycota; Dothideomycetes; Mycosphaerellales; Mycosphaerellaceae
Exons: 3
Coding region: 1-1116 (371 amino acids)
Source: RefSeq, a predicted model, not a curated record
AUGGCGGCAACGAGCAGCAACCACGCCGAGCUGCUGGAUCAGCUGCAUCUCCAGCUGAACUCUGUGCUCGAACAGACCGGUCGCGUGUUCGUGGCCCUGGCCAACAACCCCAAGGCGCGUCCAGCAGCGCAAGUCACGAAGCUCCAGCAAGUCAUACCCGAGGCCGCCACGAGCUUCCAUGAGGCAUUGGAUCAAUUCGAGUCCGAGCUGCGUUCAGCUCAGACCGUGAUGCGGCGCGAUCUGGCAGUGUGUCGAGAGCGAUCUGGCGUGCACAUCGAACCGCCAGUCUUGCCAGCAGCACAACCACCUCAGCCAAAGGACGAGAAGGCAGCUUCAGACAGCAAACCCGAACCUGAAUCAGUACCCGAGCCAGACGUCAAGCCGGUCGAGACGGUUUCGCAACACGAACCUCCCAAGCCUGAAGCACCACCCGACGAGGACAUCGUCAUGGAGGACCCAGCUCCAGAUGACGAGGAGAAGCCGGUACCCGUCAUGUCUUUCGACGAGUUGAUUGCGGAAGACCUGCCAAAGCAGCCGUCACCACCUCUCGCAGAAUCCAAGCCAAGUGUAGCCGCGCACACGUUGCAAACGACCGACGACCUCAAGCCACUAAACGAAGGCCUUCACCUUGACACCAAGCCAUCGGCCGAAGAAGACAAUACUGGCGAAGACCAAGGUACCGACGACGACAAAGCGCCAGACACCGCGAACGACCUAGACUCACUUUUCAACGACCCUAUGAGCGCAGGAGGAGCUGGUGGCGAGAACCAAGACUUCAACUUCGAUCAAGACAACUCCAACGACAUCGACUUUGGCUCCUUCGGGGCAAACUUUGAUGCGAAUGGCGCCGACAACGACAACAUCUCAUCCCUGCUACCAGGUCUGGAGGACUACGCAAAUACCCAGCCGACCAGCAAUGGAGCUGACCUUGACCUAAACGAGCUUUUCGGAGUCGGCAGUGCAAGCAACGGAAUGGACUCGCAAGGAGCUGGCGAACAACGAGACUCCACCUUUGAAGAUCUCAUGGACUUCAACCUCGACGGCAUGGACACGGGCAGCGGUGGAAACAACAACACCAACAACGCCGAUUUCGAUUUCGACUCGCUGUUCAACUGA